AUGAUUCCUAGACUUCCCCCAUUUUUGUUGGCUGUUGUAGGAGGCGCAUCUAUAUAUGGAGUGAAGAUACUUUUAGAUAAACUAGAGCCAAAACUACUUGGUGCUCCGGGCAGUUCUGAUCAUGCAGAAAAGCGGAUUCGAUUUCGACAGAAUGUUAGACUAGGGGGUGCGGUCAUUGUAGGAACUGGUGUUCUAUGUGCAGCCUAUUGGGCAUACGAUGCACGUAUCAAUCGGCCCUCCCCAGCAGUCAGUACCCAAAACUCGGUUGAUUUUUACCAAGAUCAGUAUGAUGCACGUGAGAGGCGUCAGAGAGAUGACGCAGCUCGCAUAAAAGAGGAGCAGCGAGUAUCGGAGACAGUUGCACAGAAGCGAUUGACAGAGGAACAACUUUCAAUGGAGAGAAUAGCUUCUAGUAAUCAAUUGAAAUAA
This is a messenger RNA of Phycomyces blakesleeanus NRRL 1555(-), 429 nucleotides long. RefSeq lists its product as hypothetical. Lineage: Eukaryota; Fungi; Mucoromycota; Mucoromycetes; Mucorales; Phycomycetaceae. The record is from RefSeq and is a predicted model, not a curated record. The coding region runs from base 1 to 429 and encodes 142 amino acids. The transcript is spliced from 2 exons.